AUGGAUGAAAAAUGUCGGCUCUGUCGUAAAGACGAGUUAGUCUUCUCUGAGUCAAUAUUUUCUUAUCGUUGUGGAAAUGAACAAAUUUCAGAGAUUAUAAUGAAAAUUUGCCCAAUAGUUCAAAUUGAAUUUGAUGAUGGACUUCCAACAAGAAUUUGUCAGCAAUGUUUAACGAUAUUAAUAAGUGCUUAUGAGCUUCAGAAAACCAGUCUUGAAAGUGACAACUUUUAUAGAUUACACUAUGGAUCUCAAAUCUUCCCUAAUCUUGAAGUAGAACAAGAAAAUUUGGAAUUAAUAAAAAUUGAGGAUGUAAGAAGUUCUUCAGAUGAUUUAAAUGAAGAAAUGUCAGAAUAUUCUGAAGAAAAUUCUUACGACUCUAAAGCAAGAAGAAAAUCGUAUCAACAAAAAUUAUUAUUUAAACCUCGUCCAAUUCAAGGACAAAAAGGAAAACUUGAUAGUAAAACUAUUUAUGCUUGCAACUUUUGUAACACAAAAUUAAUGAGAAGGUCAAACAUAAGUCGUCACAUGUUGUCGUUACAUGAUCCUACAAUGAAACCCUUUGCUUGUAUUUAUUGUCCAUUUCGAUUUGACGACGAAGAGAAGAAAAAAUUACACGAACAACGAAAUCAUCUUCACGAUGUUCCUUCAAUCAUAUUUUGUAACAUUUGUGGUGCAAGUGGAAGUUAUCAAAGUGGAAUUGAUCAGCAUAUUCAAGACGAUCAUUGCUGUGAAAAUGAUUCUACAGAAAAUUUUCUAGUCAAACGUCGAAGUGAAAAGUUUCAUCCACUUCCGUUAUCAAAUCAAUUACCUUCAUUGAAGUACGAAGAUAUCUGGUAUAAGUGCAAUUUCUGUCAUAAAGCUUUGAAGCAUAAGAAAAAUAUCUUGCGACAUAUAAGAAGAAAACAUGAUCCUGAAAAUCUUCCAUUUGGAUGUAAACUUUGCAUUGAAAGAUUUGAGAAUAUCGAACAGUUGAAUGAACAUAAAAAGAAACAUGAAAAAGAUGACAAAAUUCCUUUAAAUGUUAUUUUUUGUGAGAUUUGUGGAAUAAGUGGCGAUAACAUGGAAGGAAUGCAAAAUCAUAAAACUGACGACCACAGUUUAACUCUUGUUAAAAUAAACAAAAGAAUAGAAGUUGAAAACUUACCAAUUUGUGAACCGAAUAAAAAAUCAUUUUCAAAAUUUCAUCCACGAGUUGUACCAGGAUUUGAGCAUCUGAAAUACGAUGAAAUUCCUUACAUCUGUAACUUUUGUAACAAACAGUUGAAGCCACGAAAAAAUCUCAUCAGACAUAUGAAAAGAAAACAUGAUCCAGAUGAACUUCCAUUUGCUUGUCGGUUUUGUGUCGAAAGAUUCGUAACAAUAAUUGAAUGUGGGAAACAUGAAAGUUUUCACGAUCAUGAGCCUCGUAUUUUAUUCUGUGAUAUUUGUGGUGCAAGUGGAGACAAUAAAAUUGGAAUGGAAAACCACAUGACUGACGAUCAUCUGAAACGCAAUCUCGAAAAUUCUUUGCAGUCAAAACAAAUUUCAGAAUCGAAUGAAAGUCUUAACAAAUGUUCAAAGUGUGACGAAACAUUCAGUACCAAAUUUCAACUACGUAAUCACGAAUGGCUGAUCCAUUUGAAACUUUAUCGUCAAUUGAAUAGCGAAGAAGUGAAACAAGAAAUGAAAUGUUGUGCUUGUGAUGAAACAUUUGCCACCGAAAUUUCACUUCUUCAACACGCUAAUAUUCAUCGAAAAGAAUUUGGAAAUGUUAAAUGUUCACAUUGUCCCACACCAAUUAGGUCAUUCGAUAAAUUCUUGAAGCAUCUUCAAUAUCAUAUGAAGCCAAAGACUCACGAAUGUACAAAAUGCCGUAAAAUCUUUCCAUUUGAUAGCAAAAUGAUUGAGCACAUCAAAUCACAUCGAAGAAAGUUUAAUGACAAAGUGAUUUGUCCGAAAUGCCCAGGAAAAUUCAGAAAUAAUAAAUUUCUAGAGAUUCACGACAAAAUUAAACAUUGCAAUCAAACUCUUUUCAUGUGUCCAAUUUGUGCAAAGUCAUUAAGUUCAGAAUGGGCGCUUGACAAUCACAUCAGAUAUGUUCAUAGCACAGAAGACCAAAGAAAACAUAAAUGCAAAUUUUGUCCAAAAAAGUUUACUCACAAAUCGAAACUGAAUAUUCACGAAGCAACGCACAGCACUGAACGACCUUUCAUGUGUCAAAUUUGCCCUGCACGUUUCAAACAUAAAGAUGGAUUGGUUGUUCAUAUUCGACGACAUGAUGGAACUUUACCUAAGAAUUUUAAAUGUGAUCAAUGUUCGAUUAGAUUUGUCGAUCGACACCGUUUAGCACAACAUCUUCUGACACAUUCAGGAAUUAAACCUCAUCAAUGUAAUUAUUGCGACCGUUCUUAUACAUCAAAAGGCGAUUUAGUUAAACAUCUUCAAAAGUCUCAUAUUGGAAAUGCUGUUUAUCGAUGUGAAAAAUGUCCGGAAGCUUUCCCACGAUUAAUUCAAUUAAGAGAACAUCUUCAAGUUCAUUAUGAAGAAACUCAAUAA
Messenger RNA from Clunio marinus, 2535 nucleotides. The record is from the annotation of a GenBank genome assembly. NCBI's taxonomy places the organism in Eukaryota, Metazoa, Arthropoda, Insecta, Diptera, Chironomidae.